UGUGUGUACGGCCGGUGUGCAGGAGGUGCAGCCGGGAUGCUGCUGACAAUAAAGUAGUCGGCUGCUCAUGCCAAACUGCUCUGCGCUAUUAGACAGUCAUAAAGGAGGGGGAGGUGAAAUAAGCUGUUGUGUCCAUUAUCAACAUGCACGAGUCCGGACACAUUAUGCGUGACCGCCUCCUGUCCUGACAGCCCUGCAGACAGCGCGGUUUUGCGCCGUGACGGAGACGUCCGCUGUCCCCGGUUACCGAAGGCUCAUCCGACGUGCCCGCCUGCUGCAUGGGUCGCUCUGAACCCAGACCACCACCAAAUCCAUCUUAGACUCUCUGUGACACACCAGUCGCAAUUGAUUGACGUGCGAGCCAGAGGGAGGCUGAGGCUCUUCCUCUUUGGAAUUUAUGAGAUCACCUUUACGGUUCACCUUGGAAUUAAAAAAAAAAACCGCACAAAAGGUUGAUGGAUAGCAUGCAGCAAAGACAAAUCAGCGCUGACCCCUGUGGGCCACAAGUGCAAGCCGGCCCCUGCACACUGAUCGCUCCCAGUCCAAGUUUACCUCCACAGUUCACAUUCGGCCCACCUGAGGUGCUCAAGAAGCAGGCUGGAUUGAGCCCUUUGCAGGUUGCAGUUGUGCCCAUAAAACCGAUAGACCAAAUGCAGUCCGGACAGGAAAAAUCUGGGUCUAGUCCAGUGCCACUGUCAAGCAUAAGCCGCCCUAGACCGACUGCUCUUGGAACUAAACCAGCCCCUAAGAUGCCAUCAUCGGACACCUCCAAGGAAAUAGAUUUGAUCCCAGUUUGUAUCCCAGGACCUCGGAACGCUAACUUCCUGCAGCAUUCCCCGACAGAGUCCUCUUUACCUGUUCACAGUCCUCAAAGUCCCCACAGCCCGCAGUCUUACAGCAGCCAGCCUUACCUGGCCCCUAACCCCAGCCCCACCUCAAACCUCAGCCCCAAAUCCGGCUUCAGCCCUCAGCAGCAGAGGGCAGCUUCACCUGGGAGCUCCACACAGAGCCAAGUGCAGGCGGAGAAGUCCGGAGGAGAGAACAAGGACUUCAGGGUGUACAUCAUCACAUGGAACGUCGGAUCUGCUGUCCCACCAGAUGACAUAACCCCUCUGUUUGGACCAAAUGUUUCAGAUGGCAGCGUUGACAUGUUCAUCAUCGGACUCCAAGAAGUCAACUCCAUGAUAAACAAGCGGCUGAAGGAUGUUCUUUUCUCUGACCAGUGGAGUGAGCGGUGCAUGGACACACUCAGUCCUUUUGGAUACGUUCUGGUGGCGUCCCAGCGUAUGCAGGGAGUGCUGUUGCUGGUUUUCUCUAAAUUCUGCCAUCUUCCAUUCCUCCGAGGCGUGCAGACACAGAGCACACGCACAGGACUCGGGGGAUACUGGGGGAAUAAAGGUGGCGUCAGUGCCAGGAUGACGAUGUUUGGCCACCCGGUGUGCUUUCUCAACUGUCACCUGCCGGCUCACAUGAGGAACCUGGAGCAGCGGAUGGAGGACUUUGAAAGCAUCCUGCAGCAGCAGCAGUUUGAAGGAGGGUUGGCCACGGGUGUACUGGACCACGAUGUUGUGUUUUGGUUUGGUGAUCUAAAUUUCCGUAUUGAAGACUACGACAUCCAUGUGGUGAAAUGUGCCAUCGACAGCAACAAGCUGCCUCUUCUGUUGGAGCGAGAUCAGCUCAACAUGGCUAAAAACACAGAGUCCAUCCUGGAGGGCUUCUUAGAGGGGUCACUCAAAUUCCCACCUACAUAUAAGUUUGAUGUGGGCACUCAUACAUACGACACCAGUGCUAAAAAGAGGAAACCAGCCUGGACAGAUCGAAUCCUCUGGCGCCUCCGUCGCACCGGCUCCCCAGUCCCGACCCACAAUGCAGCACUACAGCGAGGUCUGACCUCCUGGUUAGGUGGGGCAACCAAAGUGACGCAGCAUGUGUACCGAAGUCACAUGGGCUUCACCAUCAGUGACCACAAACCUGUUUCUGCGACAUUUUCUCUCCAUUUCCCAUUCAAGGUGGAGGUACCCCUGGUGGAGCUGCAGGUCAACAAGGACUGGAGUAGAGUCUCAGAUGCCACAGUCAGAUUCACUGUUGCAUCAACCUAUCAGCGCAGCUCAUGGGACUGGGUGGCGAUAUACAAGGUGGGAUUCAGACAUCACAAAGACUAUCAGGCAUACAUAUGGGUCAAAGGAGAGCAUACAACUCAGGUGACAUUUUCAGAGGAGGAUUUACCAAGAGAUGACUGUGAAUACAUGCUGGGUUACUAUAGUAACAACAUGAACAGUAUCGUUGGAUUGUCAACAUCAAUUCAGAUCAAGAUCCCGAUCCACAGCCCCACCAGUCGUCGCUCUGACAGCUCAGAUGUCAGCUCAGAAGACGACAGCACUCUGGUCCUUCUGGUUCCGUGUUCCCGCAGUCCUAGCCCAAAAAACGGCAAACACCACCAUCGCCACCGUCGCAGUCGCAGCCCCGCUGUUCCAGCUCUCUCCUCCAACCCGCUCCCCUCCCUGCAGGGCCUCAGCCUCCACCCUCGCUGCAAAGAAGGACAGUCCCACAGCCGCUCUCCAUGCUCUGUUGCUAAGAAGGAGCGGCUGGUCUCCCCCGAUACUGUACAGUCUCCCACCAUCAGUCCGCUCAGCCCCCGCAGCCCUGUGUCUCCAGGAGGUGGGGUGACUGCACCGGAGGCCCUCAUCGCGGCCAUCAUAGGUGAACACAGACCAGCUCAGGUUAGCCCCACUGGGGUCAAACAGAUAGGGAAAGCAGGAGAAACAGACAAUGCAUAGAAUAUCAGUAACUAAAGUGGAAUUACAGUAUUUUUAAACAUAAGCCCUAUUUUUACAGAUUUUGAGGUGUUAAUGACGAAAAAUUUAUACAAUUUUUUGGCUUGCUUUAGAAGAUUGCUUCAGCCAGCAGCCUUGAAUCAGGCCUUAAUGGCUGAAACUUAUUCCUUUGGGGCACAUAACCCAAUCGAAGUGUGUCAACAAAAAGUGUUUUAUUUACCACUGAGAUGCAGAGAUUGUUAUUGUAUGUGUCUUACAACAUCACAGAAAGCAUCCCUACAGAGUUGAACCUUUUGUCAAAGCACAAGAUGCCUUUUUUCAAACAGGAAACAGCCGCUACGUCGCUCUCUUCUGAGCCUCCGGACUCAGUUAACUAACAAAUCAUUUUAUUUGGCAGAAAGUUAGACCUGCUAGUUUACUAUUUAAAUAACCCAAAGUCCCACAAAAACAAACUAAUCAAACAAGGCAUCAGAAGACCAGCAACCACUGUGUUCUGCAAGCUAGAAGCACUGUUUUUCUUUACAGUUGUUCUUGAUCUUGAAAAGUAUUUUCUUAUACUGUCACAUAAUGGUUUGUCUCUGUAGGGAUGCUCUCUGUAAUGUAGUCAGACAAUAUGAGCCUUUUUAUGGCAAAAAAAAAAGUGGCUCUAUGUAGAUUUUGCGCAUUUCCCCAAAAGAUUCUGUAGCAGCCAUUAGAGCCUGUUCUCCGUCUGCUAGAUGAUGCAAUUUAAGGCAUCGAAAAUUUUUCGUUUUUAUUUGUCAUGGAGUCUGCAAAAUAUGGAAAAAUAGGAACCAGGUUUAAAAAAAAAAAAGGAAAAAAAAAAGGGUGGUGAACAAGGAGAACAACUGCAAUAUCCAUGCAUUAGGAUUCUGAUCUGAUCGUACGGAGUCGGUGUGCUCGUAGAAACGGCACAUUUAAAGACUUCUAAUGUAGUUUGCAAACAUUCCGCGUUGUAGCCCUGCAGUUCUCUGUUUCUGAAUCUCCCAUCUUCACAAUCUCAUACACUGUGUGUAUCAGGGAGUCACAGAUGUGUCCAGACUCCCGAUAAAGUGCUUUUAUAGACUCAUAAGCUAUAUCAUACGUAAACAAACAUAUUGAAUGUGAAACCAAAGUCAGAGUAAACCUGUGAUGGAUAUGUGGUCAGUUUUUAUUGUCAGCAAUAAGGAUCCUUGUGAACAGUCUCAUAUUAAAAUAAGGACCCUGGAUCGUGUGUGUGUGUGUGUGUGUGUGUGUGUGUGUGUGUGUGUGUGUGUGUGUGUGUGUGUGUGUGUGUG
Labrus bergylta (ballan wrasse) is the source of this 4048-nucleotide messenger RNA. RefSeq names its product inositol polyphosphate 5-phosphatase K (gene inpp5ja). Gene Ontology annotation, molecular function: phosphatidylinositol-3,4,5-trisphosphate 5-phosphatase activity; phosphatidylinositol-4,5-bisphosphate 5-phosphatase activity. NCBI's taxonomy places the organism in Eukaryota, Metazoa, Chordata, Actinopteri, Labriformes, Labridae. Gene Ontology annotation, biological process: phosphatidylinositol dephosphorylation; negative regulation of peptidyl-serine phosphorylation. Gene Ontology annotation, cellular component: plasma membrane; cytoplasm; ruffle. The record is from RefSeq and is a predicted model, not a curated record.